AUUAAUAGGAAAAAAUGACAAAAUUAUAGUAUUAUAAUUAUAUACUGUAAAAGCUAGCCGAGGAUUCAACAUAUUCUUGUUCGAUCGAUGUUUAGGACGAAGGAGCACGAGAAGAUCAACGACAUGUUCGACCGAUUUUCCAAGAUAGUCAACGAUCUUCAUGCAUUAAAGAAGACUUACACCGACAGGGAUCUUGUGCGAAAGAUCCUACAGAGCUUGACAUCCGAAUGGCGAUCCAAGGCCGAUGCCAUCUAUGAGUCAAUCGGCACAUCAAAUGUCACCAUCGACGGUUUAAGAGUCGGGAACAUCAAGAACAAAUGCCCAAAAAGCGGAAGGAAUGCUCGUCACUUCAAAAAGCAAAGAGCAUACAUCUCGUGGGGUGGCGACUCCGGCGAUGAGUCAAGCGAGCAAGAGGAAGACAAAGAAGCAAACCUUUGUCUCAUAGCUCAAGAAGAAGAUCAGAGGAGUCCGCCAACGACGAAAACCAAGAGAUACCGCUUAUUAUCUAUGGGCGAUGGGAAGUUCUACUCAUCGCUGUUCAAGCCUUGGUCCAACAUUAUCACAAGGCAUAAUGCCCUUUACCAGCGAUGGGAGGGCAUACCCAUCGCUGGAGGCCUUGGAGGGAGCGGGGGCUGGUGCCCGACUUGGUCCUGCGCCAGCUCUGUCACCGGACUUCUUCCAGAAGGUGCUAUCUUGGAUGAUCCAAAUCUUCGUCAUCUUCGUAUCCGGGCCAGCGAUGUGAAUGUCGGAGGCAACAAUGAGAUCCAUGAUGAGGAAGGCGUAUGGCAGGCUCCGCUCGGUAGCGAUGGAGGCGCAAUCUGCCAUGUGAAUCAUGACGUAUUUUGCCCAAUUGAUCGAGGCGCCAUGGGUGAUAGCAUGAACCGCCUUGAGAUCUUUGUUGAAGAGAGAAGUGUGGCUACUGUCCUAGGGGCGAAGAAUCCGGGUAAGGAUGUAGAGAAGAAGACGCUUCUCCAGCGGGGCUGAGUGGAUUGUUGGCGCGCCGCUGUGACGGAUGAGGUUGGUGAUCCCAAGCUCUCGGAUGACCACCGCCUCGUUGUUGAGGAUCCAAUCAUCGCCGCCAUAUGUUGCGAUGUCGUCGCCUCGGAUGGGAAGCCCUGCGAUUCGUGCAAAGGUCGGCAAAUCAAUCUCUAUGUCGUAG
Molecule: messenger RNA, 1159 nt
Organism: Cuscuta campestris
Lineage: Eukaryota; Viridiplantae; Streptophyta; Magnoliopsida; Solanales; Convolvulaceae
Source: the annotation of a GenBank genome assembly